Brettanomyces nanus is the source of this 1680-nucleotide messenger RNA. RefSeq lists its product as uncharacterized. Gene Ontology annotation, molecular function: transmembrane transporter activity. Lineage: Eukaryota; Fungi; Ascomycota; Pichiomycetes; Pichiales; Pichiaceae. Gene Ontology annotation, biological process: transmembrane transport. The transcript has a single exon. Gene Ontology annotation, cellular component: plasma membrane; fungal-type vacuole membrane. Bases 1 to 1680 code for a protein of 559 amino acids. The record is from RefSeq and is a predicted model, not a curated record.
AUGUCUCCGAUUUUAAGGGCGAUGAAUUCCGUGUCCAAAUGGUUGGAUUCUCAUGGAGGUGAGAGCAGAGGUAUUCAUAGGUACUUACCAGAGGAAAGAGCCAAUACCAAUUUGACAAGGGCCUUCAUAUCGAUCUAUGGACUUUGGAUAUCUGGCUGUGGUGGCCUUACGUCAAUGUCCUCAUACUUUUUGGGACCUUUACUAUUUGGUUUGGGUUACAAAGAUACUUUACUAUGUGGUAUCUUUGGUACUAUUUUUGGAUGCUUAGUUGCAGCCUAUUGUGCCACUAUGGGUCCUCGUUCAGGAUUACGUCAGAUGUGCUCUGCUCGAUACCUUUUUGGACCUUAUAUGGUGAGAUUUGUUUCCCUUAUUACCAUUAUUGGUUUUCUUGGUUGGUCGGUAACAAAUUCAGUUCUAGGCGGUGAGAUCCUUUCAGAGAUAAAUGGAGGUGGACUCAGCUUAAGCUUGGGGGUUACUAUUGUAUGCCUAGUCAGCCUUGUGGUGGCAAUUUUUGGCAUACACUAUUUACUGAAGUUCGAGUCUUUGGUUGGGUUGCUUGUUAUUAUCGUGGUUAUGCUUAUGUAUAUUAUUGCAGGACCUUAUGUCACUCAGUACCACAACCUUCAAAGUCUUCCAGGAACAAAUGCUGUCACCAAAAUUGGUGCCCGAAUCUCAUUCUUUAACUUGGCUUACUCUGUCACUGCUACUUGGGGAGGAUGUGCUGCUGAUUAUUAUGUGGUUCUUCCAGAGACAGUGACUCAGAGGCGUGUGUUCAUCUCCACGUUUUUGGGUAUCGCAAUUCCAACUUUGUUUGGCGCUGUUAUUGGUAUGCUCAUAGGAAAUUCAGCUGUUGGUUAUCAGCCUUGGAACGAGGCUUACGAACAAAGCUCCUUAGGUGGUUUGCUCAACGUGAUGUUUAGUAGAUGGAAUGGCUUCGGUAAGUUCUUAUUGGUGGUUUUCUGGCUCUCUUUAAUAACCAAUAACACCAUUAAUAACUACUCUUCUGCUCUUAGUGUUCAGUUGAUAGACGACUUUUUCUUCAAAUACUUCCCCAGAUGGUUCAUAGUGGUGAUAAUUUUUGUCAUUACAUUAGUCUGUUCUUUGGUUGGAAGAAACUCGUUCAGUGUCAUUCUCUCCAACUUCUUACCUAUGCUAGGCUACUGGAUAAGUAUUUACGCUACGCUCCUUUUGGAGGAGAACGUGAUCUUCCGGUCUACGAGACUCGUCAGGUUGUACAGAUACGAGUUGUAUGGCGAUGACAAGUCGCCUGUUGACACUAGCACGACAACGACUGGAAUGGCUACGAAGGGUGAAAAACUCGAGGAAACAACGAUCAAAGUUCCACGUGACCAUGACCAUGGCCAUGACCACGACCACGACCACGAAGACCCUGCUGCGGAGUAUCCUCCUCCUUAUUCUACAACGAAGAGUAUCCCAUACUACAACUUUGAGGUGUGGAACGAUAAAAAAUACCACACUCAUGGUAUUGCAGCGUUUAUCUCAUUCUGUUGUGGAGUUGCUGGUGCCGUGAUGGGAAUGUACCAGGCAUACUACAUAGGUCCAUUAGCCAAACUUAUCGGAGAAGAUGCAGCUGAUAUUGGAACAUUCUUGUGCAUAGGAUUCACCGGAUUAAUCUAUCCAGUUUUUAGAUAUGCGGAGUUGAAACGGUAUGGAAAGUAG